Molecule: messenger RNA, 3870 nt
Organism: Scatophagus argus
Lineage: Eukaryota; Metazoa; Chordata; Actinopteri; Scatophagidae
Product: netrin-4-like
Exons: 10
Coding region: 370-2286 (638 amino acids)
Biological process (GO): cell migration; substrate adhesion-dependent cell spreading; basement membrane assembly
Cellular component (GO): laminin trimer
Molecular function (GO): protein binding
Source: RefSeq, a predicted model, not a curated record
GCAAAGUCUGAUUUUAGGAAUCAGAGUGGGAGGGCUCUGGGAAAAGACAAGAAGAGGGCGGUGCCAGCUUCUUCAUAUUCACAAAUGUCAAUGAACUCUCCACAACAAACUGAAGCCUGAGGUGCGUGGGAUGGACUUAGGAUAAUGACUGUGGAGUUCUCGGGUAAUACGGAUUAACUCUGCUGAAGAAUUUCUACACCAUGACAGACAGAAAAUAACAGUCCGUCGUGUUACAGUUUGUCCGUAGUCGCUUCAUAUCGGACAGGUUGGAUUAUUAACCUCUGGAUAUCAUCGGAUCAAGUUGUUCCUGCGUUUUGGGGGACUAUAAGACAGGUGACUUUAUGUAGAGGUGCACCCAACUCCUUCAGGAUGAGACUGUGGACUUUACUUGUCAUUGUCUCGGUGUGCGCAUCCUCCCCUCUCUCAGCCGCAGAAACUUCUAAAGCCAAAGGUCCGGCUACAGAGAGCCGCUGCUCCGGCCGAGCCUGCAACCCCCGAAUGGGCAACUUGGCCCAGGGUCGAGUGCUGAGGACCCAGUCGGUCUGCGGCUCCAACUCCUCGGACAUAUACUGCUUCUACAAACAGACUGCUGCCCCCCGCAUCAGGGAGACAUGCUCGGCAGCGAAAUGCAGCAAGUGCAACUCUGCUAUCCCCAGCCAGGCGCACCCUCCCUCUGCCAUGAGCGACUCCUCUUUCCGCUACCCUGGCACUUGGUGGCAGUCUGCAGAGGGCGUGAAGGGGGAGACGCUCCAGCUCGACCUGGAGACGGAGUUCCUCCUCACCCACCUUAUCCUGGUGUUUCGCUCACCCCGCCCCUCUGCCAUGGUGCUGGAGCGAUCCCAAGACCACGGACACACAUGGAAGGCCCUCAGGUAUUUUGCCAGGGACUGCGAGGAGACGUUUGCUCUGGCAGAGGGGUCGUCAGUCGGGGAGAGUGGAGCAACUUGCACCUCCAAGUAUUCCGCAGCUUUUCCUUGUACCAGAGGAGAGGUGAUCUAUCGAGCCUUGUCGCCCUGGCACUCAGUGGAUCCCUAUGGAUCAGCUGCCCAGGACAAACUCAUGAUCACCAACCUGAGAGUCCGUCUGCUGCAGCGGCAGCCAUGUCCCUGCCAGGCCAAACAUCCUGGUGCUGCUCUCCUCCCCACAGACCAUUAUGCAAUCUAUGAUUUCAUUGUUAAGGGCAGUUGCCUUUGCAAUGGACAUGCUGAGCACUGUGUGCCGGCCAGGGGCUACCAACCCAGCCAACAGAAGCCCAGUAACAUGGUCCAUGGAAAGUGUGUGUGCAGACACAACACAGCCGGUGACCACUGCGAGCGCUGUGCACCUCUCUACAAUGACCAGCCUUGGCAGGCAGCCAACGGCAUCACAGGGACACCGCAUGAGUGCCAGAAGUGCAAGUGUAACGGUCACGCCAAGAGCUGUCACUUCAGUCGUGGAUUGUGGCUUGCAACGGGACGGCGAAGUGGCGGCGUGUGCGACGCCUGCCAGCACAACACAGAGGGCCGCCACUGCCAGAACUGCAAGACAGGCUUCUUCAGAGACCCCAGCCUACCGAAAACUGCCCCUGACUCCUGCAAACCCUGUUCCUGCCACCCUGUAGGCUCUGUCCUCUCAGGAGGUAGCACUCUGUGUAACCCUACCAGUGGAGAGUGCACUUGUAAGCCCGGUGUCGGGGGCCCCCGCUGUGACAGCUGCAUGCUGGGAUACUGGGGGCUUCAUGAAUAUGGCUGCCGUCCAUGUGACUGUACAGGGGACUGUGACCCCUACACCGGUGACUGCAUUUCUGGCUCAGAUGUGGAGGUCUUCUAUACAGCCACUGGCCACAUGGGACACAGCAGCAAUAAUAGUGAGACGGCACUCUUUAGGGUAGAGGAGCUUUUCUCUGCACUGCACCACUCUGAGAAAUGUGAGUGUGUAGAGGUAAACCUUGGCAGCCCUAAACUGUUCUGUGCUGCAGAAUAUGACUAUGUGCUGGUGGUGAGGGUCAUGUCAGCUCAUGAUAAAGGCUCCCAUGCGGAGGUUGAGGUCAAGGUCAAGAAGGUCCUGCACCAGAACCCUCAGAUGAAGAUCCAGAGGGGAAGAGUCACUCUUUAUCCAGAGUCCUGGACUGUCCAAGGCUGUACCUGUCCCAUCCUCAAUCCAGGAUCUGAAUAUGUUGUGGCUGGUCAUGAGGACUGGAAGACCGGCCGACUGAUGGUCAACACCAAAAGCCUGGUUAGACCGUGGAAGUCAAGCCUGGGACGCAAAUUCCUCCACAUGCUCAGAAAAGACUGUGGCCACUGGUAGGGUUUCGUCAAGAACUGCGAAAGACAGAGUGAUGGACAGGUGGAGGAUCAUCUGCAACAUACAGAUGGGUUGUUGGAUCAGUGAAGGCACGUGCAAAAUGAACAGGGGGACGGUCUCAAUUAGGCCUUUUGCUUGGAUGCUAAAAAUGUAAGCAAAACCCCACAUAUGCCACAGGGAUUUCACUAUUUCUUCCGUUUCCAAAGUGGAAUCCGCGGCCCCAAGGAACAGCUGCAAUGCCAGGAUGCUGUGGUCGUUGAACUGUGAUAGAGAUGAGCACAUGAUGUACCUCUUCAGAGCUACAGUGACUUAAGAAUCAAAGAGAACAAAGCAAGCUGCAAAGACUUUCAUCUGGCCAAAGACAAAAGGUUGAUAUCAUUCCUGUGUUACUGUAUGAUAUUCUUCAGCCCAUAUAUUUUUGUCCACAUUGUAAAACAAUAAGGAAUACACGUUAAAUCACAGUUGUACUUUAUUUGCUGGCCAAAGAUGCCGUCAGAGCUGAUGAGCCAAAGCAGUCUCGUCCUUCUGUAUCAGUUUCACUGGGAGCUGUUUACUUUGAAAUCUUACAAAGGUGCAGACUGAAUUAUCUUUGUCGACUCGCAGAUAUUGGCGAUAAAUCACAAAUGAGUCAACAUCAGAAUGCAGUGUCAGUAUGUGUGAGUGGAUGGGUGCAUUUGCUUGAUGUCCUUGGUGGUGGUGGUGGUGGUGGGGGGGGGCUUGGGAGUGUGCAGGUCAGAACAAGUAACUCCUGGAUCAGGUGGAGAAGAUGAAAAAAAAAAAACAUUAAAGGAAUCAGACAGCCUGAUCUGAACAGCUCCCCUUUGCUCCACCACACUCACCUGCCUGCUGUCUGCUGAGGGCAAAACACUCAGCUCCACCCUCUCUGGUCUGGAGUGCAAUCAACUGACUAAAACAGUCAGGAUUGAGCUGGCUCUUACAGCUGCUUCACUCACAAAAAUGCAUCACCGUCAGGCUGCUUAAGUCCGACAUGAUUCUGGAAGGAUUUUCUGCUGUCUUCGCACGGCCUGCUUCCAUAUGAGGAGGAUUCACUUGAGGAGGCCUCUCUGAACCUGACUCAGUGGGAGUCAGUGUGUGUGUGUGUGUGUGUGUGUGUGUGUGUGAGAGAGAGAGAGAGAGAGAGUGAGAAAAAAAAGAGGAGUGCAGACUGUCUUAACAUAUGCUUUUCUACUUGGCCUGUGACUCCUGCUGCCCCAAAAUAAAUACGUAUUAAAAGCCUGUGUAUUCAUUGACAUCACAGUGUAUCACAUCCAAAGUCCACAGGUCAUUUUUGAGCCAGUCCCAGUUAAGAAUAGUCGUGAUCUGCUGUCUCAAAGGAUAAGGACAAACUCUGUGAGGAGAAAUGAUGCAUUCCUCAGCCAUGACAUCACCGCCCAUGUCCUUGUCCCAAAGACUUUACCAAAAUAAGAGAAAAUGUGCUGGAUUUUCUUGUAAAGGACAAAGUGGUGACUUGGGGCGCAUGAAUGUACUCUGCCAUCAAUGUGAUGUUUGUAAUGCUAUUUCUGUGCUUCCUGUAAGUUCUUUUUUUCAUCUGAACUUCAUAAAUGACAUGUCAGUGUGCUCAUUCUU